Molecule: messenger RNA, 5683 nt
Organism: Hyalella azteca
Lineage: Eukaryota; Metazoa; Arthropoda; Malacostraca; Amphipoda; Hyalellidae
Gene: how
Product: protein held out wings
Exons: 8
Coding region: 116-1144 (342 amino acids)
Biological process (GO): regulation of mRNA splicing, via spliceosome
Cellular component (GO): nucleus
Molecular function (GO): mRNA binding
Source: RefSeq, a predicted model, not a curated record
CUCAGUUGUGAGUGGACACCCGCUCAGUUACGUACGUUCACGUGGCGCUGUCUUCACUUUUACGGACUUAACCGUUGCUUAUCUCACCUUCGAAGUGUCCCUUAACAAAAACAAAAUGUCAGAUCCAAACAACACGCACAGUAUUGCAGAUUACCUUGCACAAUUGCUGAAGGAUAGAAAACAGCUUGCUGCUUUUCCCAGCGUCUUCGUGCACGUUGAAAGACUCCUAGAUGAAGAGAUCGGCAAAGUGCGCGGCAAUCUGUUUCAAAUCAAUGGCGGGGUUAAAGAACCACUCAAUCUACCGGAACCAUCAGGAGAGACAGUCUCCUUGUCGGAAAAAGUCUAUGUUCCUGUCAAAGAACAUCCAGAUUUCAAUUUUGUGGGGCGGAUAUUGGGCCCUCGUGGUAUGACAGCAAAACAGUUGGAACAAGAGACUUGCUGUAAAAUUAUGGUCCGAGGCAAGGGAUCAAUGAGGGACAAAUUCAAAGAGGACCAGAACAAUAACUUUACUCCUUGCCGCCCCAACAGGAGGACCAGAACAAUAACUUUACUCCUGUCACUGUGCCUGACGUUUGUGCAGAACGAUGGUGAAGAUGAACUGAAGAAACGCCAGCUCAUGGAGUUGGCCAUAAUCAACGGGACGUACAGAGACAGCUCGACCAGAGGUCUCGUCAUGCCCCAAGGUAGUCUCUCGCUCCUGUCCGAACUCUUGCCACGCUGGGACAAUUUUGAGGCCCUGGGCGCACUUUCAGGUGAUCUACCGCGUCUGUUGGCAUCUGGGGCCCUCAUCCCCUCACAACUGAGGGCCGGCACGCCCCUCACUGGACAUCCCCUCAUCAUGCCCGCCCGCAUCCAAAUGCCCACCACAAACACACACCUCAUGAACGGCACCAGUUUGCCCCCACCCCCCAUGGGCAUGAUGCCCCCUCUAGUGCCCGUUAGUGAGACUGGCGGUGGGCUUAUCUACGCGUCCCCUUACGUGCAAGCGUCGGCCGCUGAUUACACAGCCCUCACGAACCCUCUUCUACAGGAGUAUCACCACGACCCUAACGGCAACCAAGUGGCCGUGGCAGCGGGCAAGCACAGGAACCAUCGGCAUUUUAACCCUCAAGGCACGAGGGAUCAUCCAUAUCAUCGAUCAUAAUCCCUUUGCCUUAAAGAGGCUGAAUGAUGCCGUCUCAGAUGGCGCGUUGUUGCUAACCCUCCCACCACCUCCACCUACUACCACUUCUGCUCCUACACUACUAAACAAUAGCGCUACCUAUGAAGCCAUCCACUAACCCAGCGGGAUCUACCACUGCUGGGCCACGCAUGCGUCCGACGCUGCUUUCAAGUCGCCUUGCAAGAAGCCCUCAAAAUAUACCUCAGCUUUAGUGAGUAACAUCGCCGCGGAUAGCCUUCAUAAUUGUAUGUGCAUGAGGAGAAUCGUAAAGUUCAGUCUGUAAUUGGGUGUGGGUGUGAAAAUUUCAUUAAGACUCUGAACGUGUAGUGUCUACUUCAAGUUUAAAUUAAUAGGAUGAACGCACGUUUGAUCAAUAGUAAUGCAGGUGUUUGUUUUGUACGAUCUUCAUUCGUUUCAUUCGAUAUUUCACUAAUGAUAAUCGCAAAAGAUCCACGAAAGCGAUCUUAAAUUCUCCAAUCGAGUCAAUUUAUUUAAAUUGUUACCAAGUAACAUUGUAAACGGGAGAAUCGGAGCCCGGUUCGCAUUAUAAAAGUAAAUGAAAUGUUCUCUAUUGCUUAUAAAGUAUUCUGUAGCUGGAGGUGGUGAUCUAGGGCUUGCGAAAAAAGGUUGUUGUAACGUCUUUGGCAGCUGUAAAGAUAAGCAUUUUCCCGGGAAAUUGGCUUGAAAUCGUCUAAAAUUUUCAUAACUUACACAUGUGUUCGUUAAAAUGCUCUGCAGCGCUUUUAACGUGGUGCUAAUACAUGUUGAGCUUUUCAAAUGAAUUUAUUGAUGUUCUAUUGGAUUAAUUUUGCCAUUAGAAGGCUUUAUGUGUCCGUAAUUAAUAUUCUGACGUCACAGAUAACAGCGGCACUUAUGUCGUUUACAUGCCCAUUGUUGUCACAAAGAAGUUGGUUAGAUUUUUUUAAGUAAUUUAAUGUAUUGUAGUAUUUAACCCAGAUAUGUUCAGUGCCUUAACAUUUGCCAUUACCGCACAAGUUUCCUCCAGCUGUAAUGAUUAGCUUUUGGCUUACAACUUUUUCAGUCUUCUUUAUUUUUCUUCUGCUAAAGAGUUGAGAAUUUUCUCAUCGACUUAUACACAAGAUUAUUUGCCACUUCAGCACACUACCUUCAUUAACUGAUUACUAAUACAAAUAACUAUCGACAGAUGAGCACCUCUAAAGAACUCUGUGCCUAUUUUGCUGUGCAUUUUUUUAGAAACAUUCGUAAAUAGUUGCAGUUGUGUUGAGCCUCUAUUGUUUUCCAUUGGAUCGCUACUCACGUUUAUUUUUUAAUUGAGGUUGUGCACAGUUUAUGCCCAUUUACCCUAGCAUAAUAACCUGAAUUCACUGAACGCUCACAUCCAGUUAUGUGUUUCACAUCCACGGGUUCAUUCGUAAACUGGAUAUCGGGUUAUUAUUUGCUGUUAGGUCAAUUAUUAGUUGAUAACAGCAUUUCGGGGACGGAGUUUUUUGGGGUGAAGAUUCUUGAUUUACUCUAAUAUAUGCUAUAGGAAACUUGUUGCAUUUUGGGUGUAGUUCCGUUUCAGUAAUUUUUUGUGUUGUGGAGAGCUAGUGCCAUAGCAGGAGCUUCAAGACUUUGACUCUUGAUAGGAAUGCAAUAUCUUACGCAACGUAUGUUCUGUGGCUUACGUUGACUAUCACAUCAAUCAUGAUGUAUUGAAAUCUAAAGCUUUUUGAAGCACGUUGCACUUGCGGUUUUAAGAUUAAAUUUUACACUUAAGCUUGAACAAUUUUUCUUUUGAAGAUCACUUUUAACUAAUUUCGCUUUUGUUCGCUUAAAAAUGAGUUAAGGCAUAAUUGGUAUAAUAUCUCGAUGAACAAUAAUAAUUCGAGCCAAAUUUUAGGAAAGGUAAUGACCUCAUUGAACUUAUGUUUUUCUUUGUACUUUCUUUACUCAAGUGCCAAUAGCUUUUUGUAUAGAAGCAUUUCUACUUAAUCUUAGGUAAGAAGUCGUAUUAGUUUAUUAUACGGUAUAUAAUUACUUUAGCCGCCGUGAACCGGCAUAAUCUUGAAGAAUCUGUUGAUGUUGUAAUCCUUACUGAGUGUUGAGUGAAAAUGUGCCUAGCAUGCAUUUCGUUAACACGGAUUCUGAUUAUUGAUCUUGACUUGUGUUAGGACAAGUUUCGUCUGGCCGAGGAUAUAGUUAGUGUAUUUUUACGUGCCAAAAUGAUUGUGUUCAUCGAACUUUCUCAUGGAACAUCGAAUUGAUAUACGAGUAUAACGUGACAGUUGCUAGCGUCUUCCAGACUCCGUGUUUGAUGUAUGUUUGUAUGAGUGGUUCCCAAGUGCCUUAUAAUAUUUAAAGCGUUCACCAUAUAAAUUGAAAUCUUGUGAUCUUGGAAUAAUAAUAGAUUCUCUCGACCAUUACCGAUUAAUGACUGAACGAGCUGAUUUUUCGAAUAAUUGUGACGUUUUAACGUUUGAAUGUUAAUGGAUGAUAAUUGAGUUUUUGUCGUUACUAGACUUACUAAUCGGUAGUUUUUGGUGUCGAAUAUCGGAUAUUAUUUGUGGCUAGUUUUAGUUGUGUGAAGUAUUUAGUAGUUGUUUGUAGACUUUUCUUAUAGCAGUAAUAAUUAGAAUGUUGAACAUAAAUAUCGUCAUUGAUACAUUUUCAGGAGGUUCUUCUAGUUCACAGCAUAUCUUAUGCUAUUGCAUUGUGCAUUGGUUUCGUUGGCGCCGCUUAAAAAACUUUCAUGCAGUGCCUUUUGUUAUAUCUCGAUGAACUCCAUAGAAAAAACAGCUUGCAAAUCCUCAAAUCCAAAAAUUUAUUAUUGUGGCACAUUAUUAAAUUAUUAAUAAUAUUCCUGUGGCAUACACCGGGAGGGCUCAGCAAUCCGAUGUGUAUUUAUUCGCAUAUUCUCCUUUUUUCUCUUAUGUUUAUUUUUCUACGUUUUUUUUUUCAUUUGCUUUUGAGUCUAAUUUAAUGAAGCUAACUUUUUGCGUUUCACCGCAUCUAUAACUUAUGCAUUUGUUCAUCGCCUUCAUUCUUUCAUGAUGCAUUCUUCCCUCAUUGUUACUAUAAUAAUUAUAACAAAAUUAUGGUGCCCUGAUGUAAUGUUUACCUAAGGUGAAUUGUUUAUUUGUGUUUUGGAGUCAAAAUUGUUAUUUACUCGACUAAUUUCUCUAGAAAAUAUAUACAUGAUUACGAUUAAUGGAGGACAACUGAAGCCGUGCAAUAAUUUGUUCUGCCGCUGAAAUAAACGAGAUUGUCGUUAUAAGAGAAGGUUAAGGUUAAGCAGCGGCGUCCAUGUUGACGUUCGCUAUUUGUCUCACAAUCUUACCCAAUAGGUGCCAAACUAUAGCGUGUUGUCGGCAACGCAUAACCUUAAGACGAUUAAUACAUUAGUACCUAUCUCUUAAUACCCUAUUUGUAAAUCUUCUUUGCAUGAACAAAUAAAGAACUCAUUGCUGAGCUUAUAGUAAUCAUUUAAUCUCGCAUUUGUUGGAGGCCUUAAAAACAUUAAUACUGGAAUGCUGUCCUAACGAGAACUUUCCCUACUAACGAGCCGCCACCCCAGUUAUAUUUCUUAGUAGUACGGGGAUCAGUUACCAAAGAACUCAACAAUAAUUAUUAUUAUAAAAAUAACACAUUAAAUGAAUCCAAUAACAAUCUUCAUCGACAUUAACGGUAAGUUUUAUUCUUUUUAAGUGGUCGAUAGCUUUACUUACUUUAAGGAUUUAAACAAGGAGUUGUGGUAUAGUAAUCCAAGUAAUUAGGACGUGUUAGAAAAAUCAUACGUGGAUUAAUCAAAAGGUAAUGCGUUUUGCAUGGGCCUUAAAUCCAACUUGGAACAACAUGCCUAAUUAUUUCACUUAUUAAGAAGUGAUACUACUUAGUUUAGAGAUGACUUUUUUGGCAUUUAACCUCGUCUCACACACUAAAACUAAAGAAUUGAUAAUUUCGUUCUGCAAAAGUGUUGAUGUGGGAGAUCUAAUAGCAAUUUAUUCGCAUUAACUGCAACCUAUCAAUGAAUAAUUUACUGAUUACAUCAAAAAUACAAUGCGUACUUAAUUAGGAUAUUUGCUGGCAUCUUGCCAAGUUCCUUAUGUGACACAAAAAGGUCAAGAAAUAUUGUUGAAGGCAAUAUAUUAAUACUUCAUUAUUUGAUGACAGCAAUAUAUUAAUACUUCAUUAUUUGAAGUGAUAUUAAGACAGCAAUAACAAUACUCGCGCGAGCAGCAACGCAGCAAAAUUUAAAAAUUUAGAGCUGCACCGAAGUAGCUGAUCUCAAACCUUAGCACUUACGUCACCGUCCUUUACUAACACUUCGCUUCUCAUUACUAUUAUUAUUAUUAUUAAACUAACUCAUCAGUAAAAUUAGCAACACGAUAUAAUCAAGGGUUCUGCGGAGACGCAAUAAUACCUAGUUGCACUAAUAAUAAUAAUCGUUAUUAGUGAAUUUCUAAUUCAUUGAGUAUUAACGCUUAAAAAGUUAACUAAUCGUUAACUGUAAGAGUGCCAUAAUACACUCUAAAUAUAAUGAAACUUUUUUUUAUUCAA